Molecule: messenger RNA, 1080 nt
Organism: Prunus avium (sweet cherry)
Lineage: Eukaryota; Viridiplantae; Streptophyta; Magnoliopsida; Rosales; Rosaceae
Source: RefSeq, a predicted model, not a curated record
AUCAGUUGUAGAAUUGGCGAGAAAAUUUUCUGACUCCAGAAAGCCAAUUGCUGCUAUUUGCCAUGGGCUGUUGGUCUUAGCACCUGUAGGCGCUGUUAAAGGUCGCAAGUGCACAGCGGUUUCAACUAUGAAGCCUGGAUUGGUUGCUGCUGGUGCUCACUGGGUAGAACCAGAUUCAUUGUCAAUGUGUGUUGCUGAUGAUAAUUUAAUUACUGGGGUCACAUAUUAUGGCAAUCCUGAGUUCAUUGGGCUUUUUCUCAAGGCACUAGGAGGCAACAUAUGUGCUUCAGAGAGAAGGGUCCUCAUCAUCAUUGGAAACUACGUGGAAGAUUAUGAGGUAACUGUGCCUUAUCAGACCCUUAAAGUUCUAGGAUGCCAUGUUGAUGUGGUUUGCCCCAAGAAGAAAGCCGGUGAUACAUGCCCAACUGCUAUCCGUGAUCUUGAAGGGGGCCAAACCUACAGUGAGAUCCAGGGACAUAAUUUUGUUUUAACGGCUGACUUUGAAUCCAUAGAUGCCUCAAGUUAUGACGCUCUUGUACUCCCUGGAGGUAAAGCUCCAGAGUUUUUGGCCCUAAAGGAGGAUGUUAUUGUAGUAGUGAAACAAUUUAUGGAAGCCAGAAAACCAGUUGCAUCCAUCUGCCAUGGCCUGGAAAUUUUAGUUGCUGCUGGUGUUCUGCAGGGGAAGAAAUGUACUGGAUACCCAAGGAUUAAGGCUCGUGUGGUUUCGUUGGGGGGGACAUUUGUGGAAGCGGAUCCAAUAGAUCGUUGUGUCACUGAUGGAAAUCUGGUUACCGCAGCUGCGUGGCAUGGCCAACCAGAGCUUAUUUCUCAAUUGAUGACAUUGCUUGAUAUUCAAGUAUCAUUCUAGGCACCCUUUACCGGGUCAGCUGCUUCCAAGUAAUAUAUGUAAUUCCAUAAACGAAUAAGAGAAUAAAAGAAGAAGAAACAUUGUCAGAAACUCUGUGUAAUUCAAUAAAAGAAUAAGAGCAUAUGUUAAGGUGAUGUAUGUAUCUAUGAGGGAACAAUGAUGUAUGUAUAUAUAUGUACCAAUUGCGAAUGGAUCCUGUAUGUUUGUAACUA